Molecule: messenger RNA, 2038 nt
Organism: Cotesia glomerata
Lineage: Eukaryota; Metazoa; Arthropoda; Insecta; Hymenoptera; Braconidae
Product: monocarboxylate transporter 12
Exons: 10
Coding region: 590-1963 (457 amino acids)
Biological process (GO): monocarboxylic acid transport; transmembrane transport
Molecular function (GO): monocarboxylic acid transmembrane transporter activity
Source: RefSeq, a predicted model, not a curated record
UUGUUAAUUAAUUAUUAUUUAUUUUUCUUUUCUUUUCUUCCAUUAGACAGAAAUAGACUAAUAACCAGAUUGGGUCCAGACUAUUUUCAGUCGAAAUAUUAUUUCGUAACAGACAAAUUUUAUCUUCACUUCCAAUUAAUUACUUACAAAGAUAAUGGUAAUAAUAACAUAAAUAAAACAAUCAAAGAAUUAUUUUUUAAUGUUGCAUAAUUUAUAGCCGUGGAAAAUAACCGCGGUUGGUCUCUAGUUGUUGACUCGAAGAUUUGGUUUUGUAUUUAUUGUAUUUUUAACAAGUAUACCUCUGUUACAUUAUUGUUAAUUACUGAAGAAUCAAACUGAGACUGAAGUUGAGUUUUUUUCGAGGCGUACCUGUUUUUGUUUUUCGAUUUAAUAUUAAAAACGAAGGUUGUGUAUGUUAAUUAAGUUAUUGAUUUAAAAAAGAUAAUGAGAUACGUUAUCUGCUAACUAUUUGAGAAAAAUAAAAAGAUAAGUGUCGAAAGAGUGUAAGUGUUCGACGUUUUCAGUGUUGGGUUUAGGCGUGAGUUUGAAGAUAGUAAUAGAAAGGAAAAAUUAUAAAGGGAAAUUUAAAAUGUCGAAGAAGAGUCAGGAAAAUGGUGAUCGGCCUAAAGCGCCUGAUGGUGGCUGGGGAUGGUUUGCUUGUCUUGGCAGCAGUUUUAUUACGUUGUCACUAAGAUCGCUGGAGCCAUCCUUUGGGUUGAUCUUCCAUGAUCUACUGACAGAUUUAAAAAUCGACUCAACAAGGAUGUCGACAUUCCCAAGUGUUUUCGAUGCAUGUUCAAAUUUCUCAGGAAUAUUAGUCGGACCACUGCUGAAUAAAUUUUCCUACAGAAAAGUUGCAGUUUUUGGAUCCUUGCUAUGUUGCACUGGACUGACACUCACAGCGUUUGCAAAGAGCGCCACGCAUAUUAUUUUAACCUACAGUAUUUUAAACGGUAUCGGCAACGGUUUAGCACUAGCUUCAGCUUUCAUAGCAUUAAACACAUACUUUGAUAAAAAACGCGGCCAGGCUGUCAGUUACUCAUCAGCGGGCACUGCAAUUGCAAUGAUGAUUGUCCCCCAGGCAAGUCACUUUUUACUUGGUCGCUACGGCUUCCAAGGCACCAUGAUGAUAAUCGGCGCCUGGACGAUGCAUUCUAUUGUCGGAGCCUGUUUACUUCGGCCACUCAAAUUUCCUAAAAAGAUUAUCGAAACAGAAAUGAAGAGCAAAGUUUCCGAUGAAACAGAACUGCCGCUGAUGGAAAAGACACUGAAUGAAUCUCCGAGUAAAUUAGACUCAAAACCUGAAAACGAGUGUCUGAAUUUUCUCAAAUCAUUUACGGACAUAUUUAACUUAGAUUUACUUAAAAAUUUUUCGUACUUAAAUGUCAUCUUCGGGCUGAGUCUCUUUGCCGUUUCUGAGGUUAACUUCAAGUUGGUUACGCCAUUUUUUUUGCGUAACAGUAUUGGAAUGACUGAAGGUGAAGUUGCGUUUUGUUUAUCAUUGACAGCAUUUACCGACAUCUUUUCGAGAUUAAUGCUACCGGUUAUUUAUGAUAAGUUUGGGUUUAAAAAGCGACGUAUUUUUUGGGUUAAUGCGCUUUGCCUCGCAAUUGGAAGAUCUAUUUUUGCGGAACAAACAAAAGGAAUGUGGUUGUUUGCAAUCCUGUUAGUAAAUGGAUUUAUUCGGGGAGCAGUCAUCCAAAAUUUGAAUCUCUCUGUCUCAGAAACAUGUUCUUUGAAAAGUUUACCUCACGCUUAUGGAUUUUUUAUGGUGUUCAAAGGAGUAUCUUCGCUUUUAUUAAGUCCAAUUGUUGGAUACAUCAGAGACUACAGUGGUAGUUACAGAAUUUGCUUGCAUGCGAUGAACUUUUUGGUGGUGAUAUGCUUUAUAAGCUGGAGUUUAGAAUUUGGGUGGGCUGCUGUAAAAAGCAGAAGGAUAGCAAUGAAAAUCAACCAGUUUUAGUUAGUUAAUUUAUUAUUAUUAUGAAUAUAAAUGAAUUAGUUAAUUGAUCGAUUGAAUCUUAAAAAUGAUGUUUGU